AAUCAUCUGGCUGGCAGUACACCUCAUUCCAACGCCAUCACCCCAACAGUUAACAACUACUAUAAGAGAAAAAUUUGUUUUGACCUAGCCGUUUUUUCAGCUUCAGAAGUCGAAAAUGAGUGAUGAAGAAGCACCUGGUGAGGGAGGUGAGGAGUCGCCGGGAGCAGCGGAGCCAGCAGAGGCAGCAGCACCACCUCCAGAUACAACCACCGCUGAGCCCGUGGACACCACCACUUCAGGAGCCCGGAUGAUGAUGCACCACCCCUGGUUGGCGGCCGCCGCGGUGGCCGUCUAUGCCACCAAGGUCAUGUGGGUAAAGUUCCGAGAACUCGGCUUGGCGAAACAGAAAAAGCGGCCCAAAAGUUCGGAGGCAAAGUCGAAGCCCGUGCAGGACAAUGAGGAAAAUGGUUCUGAAUCUGAGUCUGAAUCGGAGGAGACGGAGACUGAUGCAGAGGACGAGGAAAAAGGGCCUGCUGUGGAGCUGCAAUCGGCGAUCUUACCAGAUCUGGUGAAGAUCGACGCUCCUGAUGAGAACUAUCGAGCAAUCGAAGUGCCACCCGCCGACUUCUGAUGCUCAAAUUCGGGGAUGAAGGAUCUUGCGAAGACACUGCACUAUCACACCGAACAAGGACACUAAUUGUUGUAAUGCUUGCGAUUUACGAAGGGGAGGAUCGUUAGCGACGUUGGAAAUUAACCACCACAUUGGAGGACACAAAUUUUUUGUUUUAUAACAUUUACCAAAAUUCUUGUAUAACAUUUAGACAUAUAAUUGGUUUUUAUCGGUUCUCUA
Messenger RNA from Drosophila suzukii, 790 nucleotides. RefSeq lists its product as uncharacterized. NCBI's taxonomy places the organism in Eukaryota, Metazoa, Arthropoda, Insecta, Diptera, Drosophilidae. The record is from RefSeq and is a predicted model, not a curated record.